Molecule: messenger RNA, 3178 nt
Organism: Linepithema humile (Argentine ant)
Lineage: Eukaryota; Metazoa; Arthropoda; Insecta; Hymenoptera; Formicidae
Gene: kat80
Product: katanin p80 WD40 repeat-containing subunit B1-like
Biological process (GO): microtubule severing; microtubule depolymerization
Cellular component (GO): katanin complex
Molecular function (GO): microtubule binding
Source: RefSeq, a predicted model, not a curated record
GUGAGUAGACAGAAGGAGAAGGACGGAGCGAGAGGUUCUCGAGAUGAGAUACGGCGGCAACGAGGAGGAGGUGGCACGAGCAGUUUCCUGAGUGAGAGAGGCGAUCGUUUUCCGCGCUCGCGAAAAGCGUCACCUUUUUCUUUCACGUUCACCCGAAGAGGGGACGACGCGACGUGACGCGACGCCACGCGCCGCGGUGCCCGGUCGCGAAAAGAAGGACACCACGGAGCAGAAGAUAAAAGGAGGCUGUUGCUGCUGUUGCUGUUGCUAUUGGUAAACAUGUUACGUUCGCGCGGCGACAGCAGCGAGAGGAGAUCGUACGCCGUGCGCCAACCGAAAUCCCGAACUUUCGUCGCUGCCAAAUAAGUCUGCGCGCAGCACGAACAUGGCCUCGUCGACGAGAAGAUCCUGGAAACUCCAGGAAUUUGUCGCCCAUACGCCAAAUGUCAAUUGCUUGGCAUUAGGCCACAAGUCCGGUCGUGUCCUGGUAACUGGUGGCGAGGACAAAAAAGUAAACCUAUGGGCCGUUGGAAAGCAAAAUUGUAUUAUGAGCUUGAGUGGCCACACCACUUCCAUAGAAUGUGUACGCUUUGGUCAAACGGAAGAUCUGGUAUGCGCCGGCUCACAGACGGGUGCGUUGAAGAUUUGGGACCUCGAACAUGCGAAAUUGGCGCGCACGCUGACAGGACACAAAUCCGGAAUACGUUGCAUGGACUUUCAUCCUUAUGGAGAAUUAUUGGCAUCCGGAAGCUUGGACACGGCAAUCAAAUUGUGGGAUAUCCGGAGGAAAGGCUGUAUUUUUACCUAUAAGGGGCACAAUAGAACUGUGAAUAGUCUAAAAUUCAGUCCUGAUGGACAGUGGAUCGCCAGCGCGGGGGAGGAAGGAAUGGUCAAGCUGUGGGACCUAAAGGCCGGUAGACAACUAAGGGAAUUUUCAGAACACAGAGGGCCGGCCAUGACCGUCGAGUUCCAUCCGCAUGAAUUUCUGUUAGCUAGCGGCAGCGCCGACAGAACAGUCCACUUCUGGGACUUGGAGUCGUUUCAGCUCGUAUCUUCCACGGAGCAGAAUUCUUCGGCCAUUAGAUGCUUGUAUUUUAGUCAAGGCGGGGAAUGCCUGUUCGCCGGUAGUCACGACGUCCUAAAGGUUUAUGGCUGGGAGCCGGGCAGAAUUCUAGACACGAUACCGACCGGCUGGGGAAAAGUUCAGGACAUUGCCGUAGCUCAAAAUCAAUUGAUCGGCGCGAGUUUUCACACUGCGAAUGUCGUUUUGUAUGUGUGCGACUUGAAAAAGAUCGCGCCGCUGGGAGGAAUAUCCGCCGUUAGUUCGCCGUUCAGUCACGGGAAUUCCCUGAGGAAGAGCUUCUCGAGGGAGCGACCGAUCGGAUUGAAGAAGCACACAUUGGAGGUGCGAACGAUAGAAGAGGCGGACAAAUCCGGCACGGAUCCGGAGGACGAGGCCACUUUCGCGGACAUACCGAACGUGACGGACUACAGGGAUAUUUUUCAGCCGAGCAGGGCGUUGUCUCGCACACCACCUCCCGAAUCCCUCGAGGCUUUCCAGGAGCCUCACGACAUAGAUCCGGCGCAGCCGCAGAUACUGCAAAAUCUCUCUACCUCAAUGUCGAACCUGAGCACGAUGGAGCGCGAGCAGGUGCCACCUGUGCCGUCGCCCUCUUCGCCGCCCCCGCCGGCGCCCACGUUGCCCUUGACAAAGCCAGUACCAGUGCGCGUUCAGCCGAUCAAGUCCUCGCCGCCAGUCCAGAGGAACUCGAUCACGUCGACCAGCCAGAUCAGAGCGAAUCUGCAGGCGAACAACAGCUUGAACCAACGCGCGUCCAAGAACUUCGCGUCCAUACCGCCGUUAAGGCAGAGCAUCACGCCGCUGCCCGGCAAGAGAAUAAGCGCCAAUGAUCAAGCGGUGCUCACGUCGUCUCAACCCUUAGGGCCGCAAAGAUCGAACUCGACCCUGACGCCGCGUGUCGCACCGAUGGCCGCGGUGAUCCCCGUGAUGGACGACGGUAAGCUGAAGAGUAGAGUGCCUAGUCCGGAUUCACCGAAGCAUUAUUUGAGGAGGCAGCACAGCAGCAGGGACGGCGAGCAGGGUUACGAAAGCGACUAUCCUGUACAAAUUAAUAAUAUAAGGCACAGUCCUUCGGAUCCUGCACUCAACAGGCCAAACACCGCGCAGUCGAGAUCGACGUCGCUCAACCGGAACUUUGCUACCUCAACCUCGACUGCGCUGUCGGCGCGUAACGCCUCCACGACCACGAGGAAGUCGCUUAACAAGGCGCAGGUUCCGCCGAAUCCUAAAGUCGACGUACGCGUCUCGCAGAUAAGAAGUAACGUCGAAGACACGGAAAAGGAGGAACUGGUGCCGAUGAGCGCCGAUAAGCCUUACGGCUUGGAUGUAGAAAAUUUUUUACCGCACAGUUACACGGGUUCCACGGCGUUGGGUUACUCCACGAUGAGCGUGCUGACAGAAAUGUCGGAAGCUGAAGUGUUAAAUAGUAUGAUGCGGAGCCACGAAUCGAUGAUGGCAGUACUUAAGAGUCGGCAUCGCUCAUUGCAAAUCAUAUAUUCCCUUUGGCACAACAAAGAUCUCAAGGCAGCGGUGGACUCUGCGGUCGCGAUGAAUGACUUGGCGAUCAUCGUCGAUCUGCUGGGCAUCCUCACGCUAAAACAAUCGAUGUGGAACUUGGAUUUGUGUAAUUCCCUGCUCGGUCCUAUUAGCGAUCUCCUUCAAAGUAAAUAUGAAAUGUAUAUAACGGUAGCUUGUUCGGCAUUGAGACUUAUUCUUCGUAACUUCGCCCCAGUGAUAAAGUCCAACGUGGAAGCGCCCCUUCACACGAUUGGCGUCGAUGUGUCACGAGAGGAACGGUACCACAAGUGCCUCUCCUGCUACGAGAAGCUCACCGCGAUACGGGCGAUCCUGCUGAAGAAGCAAUCUGCGCCCGGCAAACUCGGCGCCACGUUCCGUGAGCUGGCGGUGCUCAUCAGGAGUCUCGAGUGACUGCAGCUACAUCGUCCGAGACCUUCGUGAAUUCCACCGCCAAUAUCGUCGUCGGUCGACGAUCGUCGGCUCCCUCCCGAUGUCCGUCGGGAACGAAAGGCGAGCCGCGCCGCGGCCGCCACGACGACGCGAAACGAUCCCGAUCGAGAAGCAGCGUAUGUAGAUCAC